This is a messenger RNA of Trifolium pratense (red clover), 1115 nucleotides long. RefSeq names its product frataxin, mitochondrial. Gene Ontology annotation, molecular function: 2 iron, 2 sulfur cluster binding; ferric iron binding; ferroxidase activity. Gene Ontology annotation, biological process: iron incorporation into metallo-sulfur cluster; intracellular iron ion homeostasis. Lineage: Eukaryota; Viridiplantae; Streptophyta; Magnoliopsida; Fabales; Fabaceae. The record is from RefSeq and is a predicted model, not a curated record. Bases 227 to 796 code for a protein of 189 amino acids. Gene Ontology annotation, cellular component: mitochondrion. The transcript is spliced from 6 exons.
AAACCAUAAAAAAUAAAAAUAAAACAGCAAACCCACGUGGAUUCCUUCCCUCACAUUCUGAGUUCUGAUUCUGACCUUUCUUCUUCACUUGUGUUUUCGUUUCCACUUCUGCGUUCUUGUUGAGGAUUCUUCUGGUUCCCAAGGUCGCCUUCGAUAUUCGCCGGCGCGAGCAAAGGGUUUCAUCUUUUUCUCUUUUCUACUUUUUUAACGCUGACAGAACCAAGCUAUGAUGGCCUCUAAGCUUCUUUUGCAGAGAAGGCUCUUCAGGUUCUUGCAACUGUCACCAUACUCGUUAUGCUCCUUUUCUUCUUCAUCUUCCAUUCAUGGGUCUCCAUUUCAUUCUGUGAAAGCAACAGAAAUCUCGAGUCUCUCAACUUCCUCUAGAAACUUCUGCUCUCAGAAGUCCAAUCUUGUUGAUCAAUUUCAUGGCCCCGCACCUAUUGAUUACAGCUCUCUGCUGCAAGAGGGUGAUUUUCAUAGAUUGGCUGAGUCCACAAUACACAACCUUCAAGAGAAAUUUGAGGAUUAUGGAGACUCAAUCGACCUUGAUGGAUUUGACAUAGACUAUGGGAAUGAUGUGUUGACUGUCAAACUUGGGGAGCUGGGCACUUAUGUAUUGAACAAACAAACACCAAAUAGACAACUUUGGCUGUCUUCUCCAUUGAGCGGUCCAUCUAGGUUUGAUUGGGAUCAGGAUACUAAAGCUUGGAUUUAUAGGCGGAACAAAGCAAAGUUAUAUAAAAUUUUAGAAGACGAGUUGGAGCAGCUGUGUGGUAAAACUAUUGUUCUCUCCUAAGCUGUGGAGAAUGUGGUACCUAAUCUUGAUUUUAAAUUUAAAAGGAUAUUACUGACGAUCCUUUGUUGUUCAGAUGUAAUUUCAAGUAGUUUUUACUCCUAUACAUGAUACCAGUUCUUUUGUAUCUUCUAAAUAAUCAGCUCUAUAUAGAAUUCAUUUGGAAAUAUGUUGCCAUUAGUUUACUGUUCUGAAAUAUUACCAUUGUGGUUACAACCAGUGAGUUGGCAUCUAAUUUGAGGUUUAGACUGAAUACUGAUGGAUAAGCAUAAGUGUGCUUGAAUUUAUUUAUAAAAAUGGAGUGUAGAUGUAGUUAAUAAAA